CGCAUUCAACUAUAAAUCCAUUGAACAGUGGUGCUUCGUUAGUCAACCGAUGACCUUUUUUUGGGGUGUGAUCGGGGAUUGUAAACUCGUUCCAUAUCUAGGAAUACAGUUGAACUUCACUGAAAACUAUGUGAAUCACUGAAACUAUGAGUUCCAAAUGCACUGGAAAUAAGCCGUGGCAGUGCACUGACGGCACCUGCGUAGAUAACUAUUUUUCCUGCGUUAGUCCGAGCUCAAAAUGUAGGGGGAAGCUCAAUUCGUACUACUGUGGACAUCUUAAUGGAGAUAACUGUGUUUACAACGAUGUUAAUUGCAUGAGGGAGUGUGGCAUGAAUUCAGACGAAAUGCAUAAGUUUGACCGUCCCUGUCCAGGCUUCCCUGGAAAGUGUACUUGGAUAUCUUUUUAUUGCCCUUUUUCAUGUGGUGAUAAAGUCAACUGUCCACACAGUAACAGGUGUGAAAAGACAUUGGCGUUUUGUGAUUCUUGUUUCAAUUUCCGAUGUGCAAAUACAGGGAUUUGUAUUGCCAGUUACAAAGAGUGUAAUGGAUUCAAUGACUGUGGAGACUAUUCAGAUGAAAGGAAUUGUGGGUCUUCAGGGUCAGGGUCUUCAGGAUCAGGGUCUUCAGGAUCAGGGUCUUCAGGAUCAGGUUCUUCAGGGUCAGGGUCAUCAGGGAGAGGCACGAUCGAUGUCAGUGGCCCAGCAGCGGACACCAUGCCUAUUGCCGUUGGAGUCUCUGUCAGCGUAGGAGUGUUCAUUUUGAUACUUGUGUGUAUUCUCUGCAUGGUACGAAAAAGGAACACGAAUCGUGGAGGACGUGGAACAGUUUUGUCACCGCGUCAACGUGGUGGUGGGCCUACCGGAGGACCAACGAUAGUUGGAGCAACCCCAAUUGCCAGACCUCCACAAAUAGCAAGCGCUACAAGUCCUCAUGGAUCAAACUCACAGCUUCUUCCUCCCGGUCAGUUACCGUUCGCAGUGGUUCCAUCGGCACCCGGUUCUUCUCAUAGUCUUAAUAGCGCUAGCAGUCAUCCUGCAGCACCACCCCCUUCCUAUGAUGAAGUAGUUGACAACGACAGGCAGUUCAGGAUAGCAGAUACACAGCUUCCAAGUUAUGCAGAUUCAGAGCACAUCCCUCCUGUCAACCCAAAUUAUACAAGCACUAGCAGCGUAUGACGGUAUUAACCCUUGCACUGCUGAUAGACAUUGGCGCCCUCUUGUGGCGAGGAAAAAAGCAACGUGACGACAAGCUUCUAAAGGACAUUAAUUCACAUGGGGAUUCAGAGACGUUUUAUUAACUUACGAAUGCAAAGUGGGAUACACUUUACUACCGGGAUAUGGGCAGUUCAGCGAAAUCUUUUUGUGCAGGAUGUAAAGUGUAUUCAGUCUUAUAAAUUCUGACAUUUGCCAAUGUGACGCAAUGGUAUAUAUCCAAAACUCAGUUUUGCUGUGAUAAAGGUUGAAAAUGACUUGCCAGAAUCCAGAAGUUUUCGCAACAAUUUCUGUACAUAUAUCAGUGGAUGAACUAAAACCUCUAUGUAAACUGUAAGAUAUACCAUGUAAUGCUAGAUAUAUUGUGGAUAUAUAAUGUUAGAUAUAUAAUUUCUGUUGCAGUUCUAUUUUUAAAUGGUGUAUCGCCAUUUCGCCUACAAUCAUUUCGCCUACAACCAUUUCGCCUACAAUCAUUUCGCCUAUAACCAUUUCGCCUUCAGCCAUUUUGCCUAUAACCAUUUCGCCUAUUACCCAUUUCGCCUACUAGCCAUUUUGCCUACUUGUCAAUUCGCCUACUAGCCAUUUCCCCUACUUGUCUUUUCGCCUACUAGCCAUUUCGCCUACUUUUACUGCUAUUUUUGUUUUUUUAUGAAUUGGAAGGAAAGUAGAACUUUCUGGAUAUUUGUAUUGAACAGAGGUGGUUUGAGGCAAAUUUUUAGCUGGCAGAUAGGAGUACGGUCACUAUACAUUAGCAGAAAAUUAGUUAGUUUGCUUAUGUUGUGUGACACACUUUAUAGUGAUCCAAUUAAUCCAGUAACCGAAUUAGAGCUUCAACAACAACAAAUUAGUGUAUGAUGAUUGGGACUCUAAAAGGGAAAUGGGAUACAAUCCUCUGCUACAGUAGGCCUACAUGGGGCCAAACAUAUUUUUUUGACAGAUACCAAAUAAUGUGGUGGAUUUGCAAAUCCUCUGCAACAGUAGGUAUAAGGCCUGAUAACUUAUAUUUUUUACUGAUACUGGUAUCAAUAUGGAGGAUUUAAAACAAAUAUAUUCAGAAUUAUGUGAAAUGGCAUUUUCUGUAUGUAGGCGAAAUGGCAGUAGGCGAAAUGGCGAGUAGGCGAAAUGGUGGGUAGGCGAAAUGGCAGGUAGGCAAAAUGGCUGUAGGCGAAAUGGCAUUUUUUGGUAGGCAAAAUGACUGUAGGCGAAAUGAUUGUAGGCGAAAUGGCGAUAAACCAUUUAAAUUCUAUAUUUGAACUAGGAAGACCGUAAGAGCUGUUGGUGAAGACUUAAAUCAUUCCAUAUACAUUGUAUUUGUAAAAUAUAAAAUAUAUUUAAAUAUGUGUAAGAUAUAAAGUAUAAUCAUCUCUGGCUAAAGGAUCCACAUGUCCCAUUUGCAUACUCGCAUAACCUGUGGUUUUCAGUUUUUGCACAAUGUUGACUCUUUCGGCUGAGCCGGUAACAAUAGUUGAAAAUACAAGUAAUACUAAAUGUGAUUUAGAUUUGGCGACAGUCUUUCAUGAUACUGUUUAAACUCAUGUACAUCAUGUAUAUAUUCGUAGUCAAAGUUGUAGGCGUUUUAAGCAAUGUUUUACGUUUUCUUACAACUUACUGUGCUUAAAUUUAAAUUUUUUUAAUUUAAAAAUUUAAUUUUUUUUUUUUACUGUAAUUAUUUUUCACAGGGUUAUAGUGGGUACAUAGGCCUACAUGUAAAUUAUCUUUAUACUUAGCUUUCAACCCUUUUGGGACUGUGCCAUUUAUAAUGAACCAAUUUUUUGUAUAUACAUGUAUAUACAGGUGCGGUAUUUAUACGUAUUUAGGCACAUGUGCAUAUAAAAAAAACUUGUUUUCACCCUAUUUUACGCGGUCAAAUUUGCUGUUCUUAUGAGCACAUGCACCAAUAAAAUUAUGUUAAUGCAUGAGUACUGGUAUGAUCAGUAUGUACAUGGAUGUACGUAAUCUUGGAUACAUUUUUGCCCAUUCUUAUGGGCAUGCGCUAAUAUUCAAGCGCACCCUGAAUAUAAGCGUAGUGUGCCUAACUACGCCUAAAUACAGAAAUUAGUUAGUUUUGCUCCUAAAGGCAGCAAAAAUUUGCUGAGAAUCUCAAUUUUGAAAAAUCCGUCUAUAUUGUUAAUGCGAUUUUACACACGUGAACUUAUGAUCAUUCCUGCCUUUGCUAUUUUGGCACCUACAGUCCAAGUCACAAAUGACAUCCAUCCAACUCGGCGCAUAUGUUGUGGUCAAUGACGCACCAGUGACGCGUUUAUCUCUCUCUGGGUUAAUGCAUAUCACGUAGCGGUGACAAAGCCUGUAUCUAAGGAUGGUAUUUUUAUUUAUAUUGUUUAAACAUUUUCAUAUGCAUUGAUGAAUGAAUAAACAUAAUGGUAACUCUACUUGUUCA
Messenger RNA from Lineus longissimus, 3609 nucleotides. Its product is annotated as low-density lipoprotein receptor-related protein-like. Bases 147 to 1175 code for a protein of 342 amino acids. Gene Ontology annotation, molecular function: protein binding. Lineage: Eukaryota; Metazoa; Nemertea; Pilidiophora; Heteronemertea; Lineidae. The record is from RefSeq and is a predicted model, not a curated record. The transcript is spliced from 10 exons.